Molecule: messenger RNA, 486 nt
Organism: Penicillium pulvis
Lineage: Eukaryota; Fungi; Ascomycota; Eurotiomycetes; Eurotiales; Aspergillaceae
Product: eukaryotic translation initiation factor 3 subunit J
Exons: 1
Coding region: 1-486 (161 amino acids)
Cellular component (GO): cytoplasm; eukaryotic translation initiation factor 3 complex
Molecular function (GO): translation initiation factor activity
Source: RefSeq, a predicted model, not a curated record
AUGAUUUCAAACGCCCAGGCGCAUGCGAAAUGCCACAAGGCCCAAAAAGCACUCCAAGAGCUAAGCGACGAACAAAUGAAAAUUCGGAGUACAGAGAGCCCUCUAGGUCUUCGUCCAGCAAAUCUGCAGCAACUUGAAGAGAAAGCCGAUUUGAAACUAGCACAGGACCUGCUUGGCUUCGAUCAUAGCCCGAUAACAUCAUCAGAUACCGAAUCUCAUCCAUCGCCUCUCGUUGGCCUUUGUUCCAACCCAGUAUUUACUCCAAAGACAAUGCAGGACUUUGAUCUUCUUCGUGAAAUACUUGUGCCUAUCAUCAGCCAGAAUUGUCAGAGAGACGACUAUCCUGCGUUCAUUCGGGAUCUUACCAACCAGUUAGUAGCAGAUCUUCCUAUCAAGGAAAUCAGAAGGAUUGGGAGCUCAUUGGUCAGUCUUUCUGAUGAAAAGCCCAAGUCUUUUGGUGGAAGCGAGCGAAGGCCCCAGUUCUGA